AUGGCAGCAGCAGCAAUAGUAACGAACGCUGCAAAGCCACCCAGUUCUUCUUCCGCAGCAGAUUCUUACAUUGUGAAAUCUUUUGGAACAGAAGGAAGAAGGAAGGAUGGCCCUCAGAUCCUUCCAAUUGACAAAGUUUACGAGUACAUAUUCUUCCGAGGAAGCGACAUUAAGUUGAAGGAGGUGACAGGGAUGGGGCGAAAGACAGAAGUGUGCCUUUGUGGAGGCUGCUGGGGAGAUUUGCAGGUUAUAUCCUCACCACCUGUUCAGGGACUCCCUAUUGAGGCUCAUACAAGAUGCAUCCGUUACAAAUAUUGGUUCCCAUACACAAUUGGGAAUCCCUGUUUCAACUUUUCAAGGAAAUUUGCAGCAAUAUCAGUCUGUGGAAAAUUCAGGGAAUUGGGUUCAUCACCUCCUCCAACUGCCAACAGUAAUGGGCUAGAUAUGCCAGAGUAUUGGCCAGGAAGCACUUGGCAGACUCUUGUUCCUCACUGCCUCCUGUUCAUAAAGAUUCCCCAAAUUCAACUCCUACCGUAUCCCCACCAUCAGCUUUUGCAUCCAACCUUCCAAGUGGACAAUCUUCCACUCCAGCUUCUACUUUUUCACCCAAACGUGAAGCCAAAUAAUGAACUCAAUGCUCUUCCUACUGUAAAAUUGGGUCCUAGCUUGCCACUGUUGCCCUUUUUGGCUACCAAUCUGAAAGUAAAUGCCAUUGUUCCUUUAAUUACUGGCAAACAUAGCUCAGUUCUUGGGCCCGCAUUGCCUUAUCAAAGUAUGGCUCAAUCUAUGCCAUCUGUUGUUGCAACCACCGCUGCAUCUCUUGGCGAGAAAUCAAUACAAACACUUGUGGCCUCUGAUCAGCUUUUACCGCUUGGGGUCACAACGCCUUCUGUAUCUCGUUUUUCACAGAAUGCUGAUGAAGACAUAGAAACUAUUCAAGCAUCGACAUCAGAACCACCAUUUUCAGAUACAGAAAAUGUUCAGGAACCAGGACAGCAAUUGCCAUCAUCAUCAUCAGCUGAAAAGCCGAAUGGAGCUGCUUUAUACACUUAUCGCAGUAAUAGAGGCCAUGGACGAGGAAGAGGAAAUAUGCUUAAUGGAGCUGCUUCACACAAUCGUCGCGAUUAUAGACGGCAUGCAAUGGGAAGAGAAAAUGCACUGAAUGGAGCUGCUUUAUACCCUCAUCACAAUAAUAGAGGUUAUUUUCGGGGAAGAGAAGAUGGGCCAAAUGGAGCUCCUCUACGCGCCCGAUACUAUGCUGAUGUUCAUGGUCAGGAAAAAGGAACAAAGUCACAUUCAAUUACUUUGAAUUGGACUGGAGCAAUUGAAUUAUAUUUACUUGACAGGGAAUUUAGAUUGAAGUUAUGUGAAGUUAAUAAGGUCAUACCUAAUUACGGGCACGUCCCUGAGCACUGA
Messenger RNA from Ilex paraguariensis (yerba mate), 1416 nucleotides. NCBI's taxonomy places the organism in Eukaryota, Viridiplantae, Streptophyta, Magnoliopsida, Aquifoliales, Aquifoliaceae. The record is from the annotation of a GenBank genome assembly.